GAAUGUGGUAAAGUGCUUCAAUCAAAAUACAAUUUAAUUAGACAUAAAGUGCUCGUUCAUUCAUAUCCAGAUAAAAGUCAUACUUAUUUUAACUGUUUUUGGCCUAAAUGUCAAUUCAAAACAACAACCGAAUCAAUGCUAAUAACACAUCAAUUAAAACAUUCAGACAUAAAACAAUUUAAGUGUGAUUUUAAUAAUUGUAAUAAAUUAUACAAAUAUAAGCAUCAUUUAGAUAGACAUCAAAAUAGCACUCAUUAUUAUAAGAAAUAUGUUUGCGAUUUCAAUGAGUGCUAUAAAACAUUUACAGAAAAUAAAAGCUUAAUUCGACACAAAAAUAGGGUUCACUUGAAUGAAAGAAAAUUCAAAUGCAAUGAAGAAAAGUGUGACAAAAUAUUUAAGUCAAAGCAAACUCUUUUACGGCACAAAAGCUGUCAUUUGGGAGAAAAGAUAUUUGAGUGUCAUUUCAAAGGUUGUAUAGAAAGCUUCAAAUAUCGUUCACAACUAUCUAAACACAGCAAUAAUGUUCAUAACAUAGACAUACCAUUUGUGUGCGGUUUCAGUGAAUGUGAUAAAGUGUAUAAAUCUAAAUACAAUUUACUUAGACAUAAAUUCACUGUCCAUUCAUACCUGGAUAAAAAUAAUGUCUAUUUUCAAUGUUUUUGGCCUAAAUGUCAAUUCAAAGCUAUAACCAAAUCGAUGCUAAAAACACAUCAAUUAAAUCAUUCGGCGAUAAAACAAUUUAAAUGUGAUUUUGAUAAUUGCAAUAAAAAAUAUGUUUGCAAUUUAAAUGAUUGCUAUAAAACUUUUACAGAAAAUAAAAGCUUAAUUCGACACAAAAAUAGUGUUCAUUUGAAUGAAAGAAAAUUCAAAUGCGAUGAACAAAAUUGUGACAAAAUAUUUAAGUCAAAGCAACAUCUUUUACAUCACAGACGGUGUCAUUCGGGAGAAAAGCCAUUUCACUGUCAUUUCAAUGGUUGUAAUAAAAGUUUUGCUUACAAACAACAUUUAAAAGUUCAUAAGAAUAGACAUUUGGAUAUAAAAAACCAUAAAUGCUAUUACGAUAACUGUAGUCAACAGUUUGUUACACGUAGCGAAUUAAAGCGCCAUAUAAUGCGUGUACAUGCCAUUGAGUCGUUGUCUGUUUUGGCCGACGAUUUCAAAUGUGGUAUUUGUCUACAAGUGUUGGACAACACAUUAGUCACUCGAUGUGAACAUACCUUCUGUCACGAGUGUCUCAAUCAAUGGCUCUCAAGACCGCAGACCACCAAAGAGUGUCCCGAAUGUCAAUACCUGUUGACCACAAGAAAGCGUUCACUAAAUCAUACAAAUGAGGUCGUAAUCAAAGGCAAUGUUUUUGUGGAUAGAAAUCCUCGCAUUGAUAAAAUCAUCGGUAAAUUUAGGAUUAGAUGUGAUUAUGAGUGGAACGGAUGUCCAGAAGUGUGUCCAUUAAAGUCAUUACCCACUCAUCUCAAGACAUGUCAAUACAGAUUAUGCCAAACAUGUGGUCUAAGUAUGGGUCCGAUAACUGAUGACCACAACUGUAUUGAAGGCCUUAAGACAGACCGAAAUGAAUGGCAAAUGAAAUGCAAUGAAUGGAUAGAAAAGGACAAAGAAUUUGAUAUAAAAACUAAAGAAAUGGAAACAAAAAUCAAAGAAUUGGAGACAAAACUAAAGGAAUCUGAAGAAAGAGCACUAAAUCUGGAGUCGAAAUGCAAACAAACUGAUGGUUUCAGCAAAGAUUUGAAGACAAAACUUGAGAAAAGUGAAGAAAAGUCACGAUAUUUAGAAAUGAUAUACAAACAAACGGAUGAUUUGUAUACAAAAUUAAUUCAGAAAUAUAAGGAUUUGGAGACAAAACUUAAGAAAAGUGAAGAAAAGUCACGGGAUUUAGAAGUGAAAUACAAACAAACGGAUGGUUUGCACAAAGAAUUGGUUCAGAAAUAUAAGGAAUUGGAAACUUCAGCGAAAACAUCAAAAGUUGUGGCAAAACAAGAGAUUCCUUUUGCAGUGAUUCCCAAAAGUUUAUUCUUUGGUAAAUACGAGCCAAAUGUCGGUUCCAUUGAAUUCCAGAAAUACGGUAUUGUUUUCAAUAGUGUUGUGACAAUCAAUAUGAAGAAAGAAAGUGUGACCAGAAUUUGUUUGACGUAUACUGACAUCCAAUGUCUGUACGCUUGUGUCGAGGCCUCACCACCGAUGAUAUGCAUUAAACCAAACAAUAAUCACCUUCGAUUGCAAUUCAGAAGAUGCCAGCGAAAGCUCUUAGGCCCACACACCGCACAACUUAUGCUAAAGAAGGCCAUGAAAGCCAUCAAU
Messenger RNA from Medioppia subpectinata, 2313 nucleotides. NCBI's taxonomy places the organism in Eukaryota, Metazoa, Arthropoda, Arachnida, Sarcoptiformes, Oppiidae. The record is from the annotation of a GenBank genome assembly.